GUUAAUCUAUGUUUUUAUUCAAAGUUAAAAUUGCAUUACUAAGACAGGAAUGCAUUGCUCUAUUUCGAGUUUCUGAGCAUGGAACUUAGUAGUUUGGUUCGUAAUUUCAAAUUUCGAUAUUUCAUAUCAAAUAUGUUAACAGUUCACAAUAGAUCAGUACUCACUACUCAGUAGUCACAAACUGAUAAAAUUUUUGCUGGUGUAAAUGUGGACAUGGUUAACUCGUUCGUAUUUCAGUUAAAAUUCAGUUUAAUUUUUCAAGUGCAUGACGUUAUUAACAAUCAACAUUUUCAUUGUUUGACAUUUGAGUUAUAUGAAACCAUUUGAAUUUUUUAAAUCAUAAUCCAGUUACAUUUUAAUCUGCAGUCUUAUAAUAUAAAAACCAUGGACUGUGUCAUUAAAUUCGUCAAUGGCAAGGGCCAAUAUAGAUCUUAGUCCAUAGUCAAUGGUAAAAUCGAGCGACGUAUUUAUUAUGAAAACUAAAAAGUACAAGCUAAACGCAGUUUGAAAGAUCGCAACCAACAUCCAUUUUGUCACGUAUAAUAAUUUAAACAUAACGAAUUACGACACUUUUAAGUUGUACGUUACAAUAUACCCACAUAGUAUAGUACAAUAGUACAUCAUAAUACACAAAGUGCAUUAGGUGUCUAAAGCAUGGAACUUUUUGCAUCAUAUGAUACUAUUUAUCCAGCAGAUACUGUAGAAUGGUGUCCGAUACCAGAACACAGCAAUGUAUUUGUGUGUGGAACUUAUAAGCUUGACGAGGCAUCCAAAACAAAAACUGGCACUAUCAAUUUAUUUUCUUUAAACAAUCAAAACCAAAUCAAAUUGGUCCAGAGUGUUCCCGAAGAUGCUGUGUUGGAUUUAAAAUGGAAUUCUUUUAUUGUUUCUGGACAAAUAUUACUAGCGGCUGCAUUGUCUGGCAAGCAUGUUAGUGUAUAUCGCUUGGAUGAAAAUGGAUCUGACUUGUCUUUAAGUUUGUUCACUAGUUUUGACCUUCCAAAAACUGAUGGUGCAUCUAAUAUGAGUUUAUCAAUAGCUUGGUCAUGCCCUUAUGAAAAUGGAUCACAAAGUAUUGCAUUUAGCGACUCAUGUGGUUACAUUACUUUAGUAAAUUUAAAUGAUCAACUCAUACGCAGUUUCAAAGCUCAUGAUUUUGAAUCAUGGAUAGUAACUUAUAAUUAUUGGGAACCAAACAUUUUAUACACUGGUGGAGACGAUUGUAAAUUUAAGUGUUAUGACCAGCGUUUACAAUUUGAAAAACCUGUGUUUGAAAAUAAAGAGCACGAACAAGGAGUAACAACUUGCUCAUCCAAUAAAAUUAGAGAAAAUAUAAUUGCCACAGGAAGUUAUGAUGAAAAUAUAAGGCUGUGGGAUUUACGUAACACCAAGCAUAGUUAUAAUAGCGCAAAAGUUGAUGGUGGAGUUUGGAGAUUAAAAUGGGAACCUAAUAAAGAAGAAUAUCUUUUAAGUGCUUCAAUGUUUAAUGCUGCACAUAUAAUAGACACAUCAUUAAAUGCAGCUAAUAUUUUUCAAUCAUUUGGUGAAAAAAACAAUAGGCUUUACUAUGGAGCAGAUUGGUGUUACCAUAAUGAUACCCAAUUUGAACAAGCUACUAAAUCAAAAAACAAAAAAAUAAUUGCUACAUGUUCAUUUUAUGACCAUAGGUUAGAUUUAUUCUUUGUCAAUAUGAAAUUAUAAAAAUAUAUAUUAUUCUAAAUAAAGUGAUUGAUAAACAA
This is a messenger RNA of Myzus persicae (green peach aphid), 1739 nucleotides long. Its product is annotated as diphthine methyltransferase. The record is from RefSeq and is a predicted model, not a curated record. NCBI's taxonomy places the organism in Eukaryota, Metazoa, Arthropoda, Insecta, Hemiptera, Aphididae. Gene Ontology annotation, molecular function: protein binding. The transcript has 6 exons. The coding region runs from base 655 to 1701 and encodes 348 amino acids.